Molecule: messenger RNA, 2937 nt
Organism: Pipra filicauda (Wire-tailed manakin)
Lineage: Eukaryota; Metazoa; Chordata; Aves; Passeriformes; Pipridae
Gene: SOX5
Product: SRY-box transcription factor 5
Exons: 17
Coding region: 285-2567 (760 amino acids)
Biological process (GO): positive regulation of chondrocyte differentiation; cell fate commitment; regulation of transcription by RNA polymerase II
Cellular component (GO): nucleus
Molecular function (GO): RNA polymerase II cis-regulatory region sequence-specific DNA binding; DNA-binding transcription factor activity, RNA polymerase II-specific
Source: RefSeq, a predicted model, not a curated record
GUUUGAUCCUGUUUACAAGCUUUCGAAGACUGAAAAUAACCCCAACUCCUCUGCAUUGGUGUUGGAAGCAGAAGAAAAUAAAAAGAAGAGGAGUUGAGAAUUUAAGCUGGGAGACUUGGCAGCUAAUUCAGAGACAGCAGGUGUGUAAACAGCCCCUGGGAAAGAGGACCAAGUGUAGUUUCCGACAGAACUGAAUGGAGAUGAUCCCAAGCUGAAAGUCAAAACAGGAUCUUCUUUUAAGUUCAUCGAGUGACCUACAAUUUUAUUCCAGCGCCUAACACAGGAUGUCUUCCAAGCGACCAGCCUCUCCGUAUGGGGAAGCAGAUGGAGAGGUAGCCAUGGUGACAAGCAGACAGAAAGUGGGAGAAGAGGAGAGUGACGGGCUCCCAGCCUUUCACCUUCCCUUGCAUGUGAGUUUUCCCAACAAGCCUCACUCUGAGGAAUUUCAGCCAGUUUCUCUGCUGACGCAAGAGAACUGUGGCCAUAGGACUCCCACUUCUCAGCACAACACAAUGGAAGUUGAUGGCAAUAAAGUGAUGUCUUCAUUUGCCCCGCACAACUCAUCUACCUCACCCUUGAAGGCAGAAGAAGGUGGGCGUCAGAGUGGAGAAUCAUUGUCCAGCACAGCCCUGGGAACCCCGGAAAGGCGCAAAGGGAGCCUAGCGGAUGUUGUAGACACCCUUAAGCAAAGAAAAAUGGAAGAGCUCAUCAAAAACGAGCCAGAAGAAACUCCCAGUAUUGAAAAGCUACUAUCAAAGGACUGGAAAGACAAGCUUCUUGCCAUGGGAUCAGGGAACUUUGGAGAAAUAAAAGGGACUCCAGAAAGCCUCGCUGAGAAAGAAAGGCAGCUCAUGGGUAUGAUCAAUCAGCUGACCAGUUUGCGAGAACAGCUGCUAGCAGCUCAUGAUGAACAGAAGAAGCUGGCUGCAUCACAGAUCGAGAAACAACGCCAGCAAAUGGAGCUGGCUAAGCAGCAACAGGAACAGAUUGCAAGACAACAGCAGCAGCUCCUGCAGCAGCAACACAAAAUUAACCUUCUUCAGCAACAGAUCCAGCAGGUCCAGGGUCAGCUGCCUCCAUUAAUGAUUCCCGUAUUUCCUCCAGACCAACGAACCCUAGCAGCAGCUGCACAGCAAGGAUUCCUUCUUCCUCCUGGUUUCAGCUACAAAGCGGGAUGCAGUGACCCCUACCCCGUUCAGCUGAUCCCAACUACCAUGGCAGCUGCUGCCGCAGCAACACCGGGCUUAGGCCCACUCCAACUGCAGCAGUUGUAUGCUGCCCAACUUGCUGCGAUGCAAGUGUCUCCAGGAGGCAAGAUACCUGGCAUACCCCAGGGUAACCUUGGUGCUGCCGUAUCCCCUACCAGCAUCCACACAGACAAGAGCACAAACAGCCCUCCACCCAAAAGCAAGGAUGAAGUGGCCCAGCCUCUGAACCUUUCAGCCAAACCCAAGACAUCUGAUGGCAAGUCUCCCACAUCACCCACCUCUCCUCAUAUGCCAACUCUGAGAAUAAAUAGUGGGGCCAGCUCGCUAAAGUCCUCUGUGCCAGCAACGUUAGCUAGUCCUUCGGCCAGAGCUAACACAAUAGACAUCCUUUCUUCUAUCACGUCGUCAGGUUAUUUAAAUGACCACGAUGCUGUUACCAAGGCGAUCCAGGAGGCCCGACAGAUGAAGGAGCAACUUCGGAGGGAGCAGCAGGUGCUGGAUGGGAAGGUGGCCGUUGUGAACAGCCUGGGUCUCAACAACUGCAGGACAGAAAAGGACAAAACAACACUGGAGACCCUGACUCAGCAGUUGGCAGUAAAACAGAGCGAAGACGGAAAGUUUAGCCACGCAAUGAUGGAUUUCAACAUGAGUGGAGAUUCUGACGGAAGUGCAGGAGUCUCAGAGUCUCGAAUUUAUCGGGAAUCCAGAGGGCGUGGUAGCAAUGAACCCCAUAUCAAACGCCCAAUGAACGCAUUCAUGGUGUGGGCUAAAGACGAACGGAGGAAGAUCCUUCAAGCCUUCCCUGACAUGCACAACUCCAACAUCAGCAAGAUAUUAGGAUCUCGCUGGAAAGCUAUGACAAACCUAGAGAAGCAGCCAUACUAUGAGGAGCAGGCCCGACUCAGCAAACAGCACCUGGAGAAAUACCCAGACUACAAAUACAAGCCAAGGCCGAAGCGUACCUGCCUUGUAGAUGGCAAAAAACUACGCAUUGGCGAGUACAAGGCUAUCAUGCGCAACAGACGCCAGGAGAUGAGGCAGUAUUUUAAUGUUGGGCAACAAGCACAGAUCCCCAUUGCCACCGCGGGCGUAGUUUACCCAGGAGCCAUUGCCAUGGCGGGAAUGCCUUCCCCACAUCUGCCCUCGGAGCACUCGAGCGUGUCCAGCAGCCCGGAGCCCGGGAUGCCCGUCAUCCAGAGCACUUACGGCAUCAAAGGCGAGGAGCCUCAUAUCAAGGAGGAGAUGCAGACCGACGACGUCAAUGGAGAAAUCUACGAUGAAUACGAUGAGGAGGAGGAUGACCCCGAUGCGGACUAUGGCAGUGACAGUGAAAAUCACAUUGCGGGGCAAGCCAACUGAUCGGGGUCCAAGUAUCUCGCGACCUACAGGACUUCAAGGAGAAAAGAAAAAACAUAAAUAAAGCCCCAUCUGGUUUAUCCUUGCCAGUGGCCAAGCACAUUAACUUUCUCAUACACUGACUGUUACUUUAACUGUUAGUCUUAACUAGUUGGGACAUCAGCUGACUAAUAGACAUCAGCCUGCAUCAGAAGAAAAAAGGCUCAGAAGAAAGGAAACAAAGACAACGACGACAACAACAACAGAAUGAUAUAAGCUAUGGGUAAAAUAAUGCCAGUAAUUCAGCUGCUAUACCCAAGCACUGAAGUCUUACCCGUCGACCUUUUAUUAUUAUUAUUUUUUUUUCAAAUAAACUUUAUGGCUGUUUGUUCUA